UCGGGGAUCGCUUGGUCGUCUUCCAUGCAACGUACAUCAAUGAAUUCCUUGUGCAUCGAUGAAUGUAAUCAUGCAAAAUCACCGGCGAACCUUCCACUCAUGGCUGGAACAAAUUUAGCCAUGGUUUAGAAGAAAGUACAGCUGGGUGUUGGACAGUCAUUAUACUAAUUGAAGUUACAGUUGAGGAGAAUACAUUGUUUGCUUUCUAAAGCAUACGAUGGUGAUAUCAAAGGUACCCCAUUGAAAUACGAGGAAAAUUUCACCUGCUAUGUUGAUUCUCCUCCUUAUAGUUGUCCCCCACUGCUAAACAGUGACCUGUUCUGUGGGUGAGAGACAGCUUUAAUAUGGGAAGGAGAGGGCAUGGCAAAAGGCUAAUCAGGGGACCCCUGUUAACAGUAAAAAGUGGAGGAAGAUGAUUUAAUGAUUGAUUUAAAAGGAGGUGGGAGAAAGACUGAUGGGAAGGAGAAGCAAUAGCUUUGUUGAAGAUGGCAGGGGAAGCCAAUAAUGAUUUGCGGAAAAGAGUAAAGAGAAGCAGAGGCUCCACUGCAAAGGAGCGUAUCAGUAAAAUGCCACCUUCAGUUGCUGGAAAGAGGAGUUCAAUAUACAGAGGAGUCACCAGGCAUAGAUGGACUGGUCGAUAUGAAGCUCAUCUUUGGGACAAAAGUACUUGGAAUCAUAACCAGAACAAGAAGGGCAAGCAGGGUAGGGAUUAAAGAAUGGCUGCUUUUAAUACUUUUCUUUCCUGUAUUCAGUCACGUUCAAACUGUGGCAUUUUUAGCUUUGCUUAUAUACGGAAGCUUCUAAUGGUUGAUCUUUACAUUCAUGUUUUGUCUGCAUGCUCUGGGCAUUAUCGGAUAUUGGAUAUUAUUUAUUCAGUCUAUCUAGGAGCUUAUGAUGAGGAGGAAGCUGCAGCAAGAGCUUAUGAUCUUGCUGCCCUGAAGUAUUGGGGGCCUGGAACCCUCAUCAAUUUUCCUGUUAGUGAUUAUGCAAGGGAUAUUGAUGAGAUGCAGAAUAUCUCAAGGGAAGAGUAUCUUGCUUCUCUGAGAAGGAAAAGUAGUGGCUUCUCAAGAGGAAUGUCCAAAUGUCGUGCCAGGGUAUCACAAAAAAAUAGGUGGGAUGUAAGAUUUGACCAAAGUAUUGGGAACGAAUACUUGAACGUUGGGAAUUACUGGGACGACAGUGCUACAGCAUAUGACAUGUCUCAAGGUGAUAACAGAAAAUUCAGUAUGGUCACAAGCAUUGACUUGAGUGCAUAUGUCAAGUGGUGGCAGCCUAAAAAAUUCCAUCAAGAUCUAACUCCCAAACAUGUUGAGGAGUCUCACUCAUUGUCUGAUCAAAGAUCUGUGAAUGUGGAAGAACCAGAGACACCAGAAUGCCCAGGAAAAUCUUGUGAUCCAUACCAACUGCCCUCUCUAGGUGUUUCUCAUGGUAAAUUGCAUAAGCCAUCUAGAACAAGUGCUCUGAGCAUCUUGUUUAAGUCUCCUCUGUUCAAACAGAUGAUCCAAAAAGAAUCUGCUAAAAAAAGUGCUAGUGGCCAAGAUAAGACUCCUUGUUAUGACUUAGGAAAGAUAGGAUUGCAGCAAGUUCAAAAAAAUCAGAUCAACCCAGAGGAACACCAAAUUGGAUGCAAAGAAUCAGCCCAUGGCUCAGGAUGUUUUCGACCCUCUGUCCAAAUAACUAGUAUAACUCAAGUUCCAUCAGUGUCAACAACUCUGGAGUGCAAGACCAUGCAUUCCCAUUUGCAGAACAUUGAAGGAACCUGAGUUUACAUGUGGGCUUUGGAAUCUUAACAAGUCUUUUUAAGAAAACUAUUGGAUUGGAUCUUCCUGCACAUGGUAUUACUUUCUUGUGACAGGCUAGUCUUGUUAUAUGCUAGUCUUGUUAUAUCUAUAGGAAAUGGACUUUUAAAGCCAAAGGCCCCUGCAUCACCAUAUCAAUAUUGAUCACUUGCAAGUUGUAGUUCAGAAAUUAAUCAACGAAGUAGUGAUAUUGGUCAUGGUUGCUCCCCACUAAGAAAGUUGCUUCUUAAGAUUGAUUGAAUAUUAAAGCAGAAGUUAAAAAACAUUGUAUUUCUUUCUUGUAAUGGAAUAACGUCUGAAGUUGAAAGUAAAGAGUGGAACAAUUCCCUCA
Messenger RNA from Cryptomeria japonica (Japanese cedar), 2130 nucleotides. RefSeq names its product AP2-like ethylene-responsive transcription factor At2g41710. Gene Ontology annotation, biological process: regulation of DNA-templated transcription. The coding region runs from base 717 to 1763 and encodes 348 amino acids. The transcript is spliced from 7 exons. Lineage: Eukaryota; Viridiplantae; Streptophyta; Pinopsida; Cupressales; Cupressaceae. Gene Ontology annotation, molecular function: DNA-binding transcription factor activity; DNA binding. The record is from RefSeq and is a predicted model, not a curated record.